Molecule: messenger RNA, 3036 nt
Organism: Onychostoma macrolepis
Lineage: Eukaryota; Metazoa; Chordata; Actinopteri; Cypriniformes; Cyprinidae
Product: inactive N-acetylated-alpha-linked acidic dipeptidase-like protein 2
Exons: 14
Coding region: 92-2443 (783 amino acids)
Source: RefSeq, a predicted model, not a curated record
GCUACAUGGGAACCUAUUAGAUAACCAAUUCUCCUGUCGGCCGCCUCACAGGGGGAGAGAGCAAGCGAGAGAGGGAGAGAGUGUACCUGCAAUGGUGGACACACAGGGAUUCCAUUCAAACCCAGCCCUGCAAGUAACAGACAUGGCAUAUAGGAAAGUGCGUGCUGGCCACGGUUCUCUCCGUGCACGAGAUCUGGAGAACGAGGAGCUUCACACGGCUUCCCUUGAACUGGAAUGGGAUAUGGAGAAGGAGCUAGAGGAACCGGGUCUGGACCGCUUCCAGCUGGAGUGUGUGGAGCAUCAACCUGUGAGCAGCUCUUCCGGCGGGGGCAUGGACCCAGACCUGGAACCAAUUCAACCUUCCGUCUCCCCCCAUGGACGUUUCGAACGUCUCCAGGAGGACCCUAAUUAUGUUUCUCGUUUCAGCCGGUCGGCACCCAAGGGCCAGAGACGGAAUGGGACCUGCCUCGCCAAAUACUUGCUAGGGGGGGUGGGAGUGUUUGCUCUGGGGCUGCUCAUUGGACGAUACGCCUUCAGCAAGGAGCAAGUGAAAGUAGAGCCAAGUGCAGACACAGAUGUGCUGGAGAAGAUUGUUCAGGGAAUCACAGCAGAGAAGAUACAAGCACUGCAGAGGGACUUUGACAGCUUGUCCGAUCUCACGGAAGAGUCCAAGGUCAGGUACAUCGCUCAGCGGUGGGAGGAGCUUGGAUUAAAAGAUGUCCAGGUGACCAAUCACACAGCUCUCCUGAGCUAUCCCGGACCCGCCCUCAGCACGAUCACCGAUAUAAGUGGAAACCAGUGUUACCUGCCCAGUGGAGCGAGGUGUGAUCAAGCGUUCACAUCUACGACUGAACCAUUUGCCUAUGCAGCCUAUUCGGCUAUGGGAAAUCUAGUGGCGGAGGUGGUGGACAUUCAGUAUGGGAGCGCAGAGGAUUUGAGACGAGUCCAAGCUAGUGCAAAUGUGACCAAUAAAAUAGCACUGUUGAAACUUGGACAAUCACCUUUGCUGUACAAGCUCUCUCUCCUGGCAGAGGUGGGGUUUGGUGGCUGUCUUCUCUAUGUGGAUCCAUGUGAUGCCCCAUUUGGGAAUAAGACAUUUGGGGUAACCCUGAACCCAGGUGGGAACCCAUUUUUUCAAAAAGACACCAGUACUGCCGGAAGAGACAGUCGCCAUAACCUGACAUCAUUGCUGGUUCAGCCCAUCUCUGCCUCCUUUGCAAAAAUGCUGCUCUCUGCCCCCGCCAUGGGGCAGGGAAGACCCUGCGUCCCCAUUGCCAUGCCCUCAGCCUCAGCAAGAAAAAUCAUAAAUCUCACCAUUGAAAACCAGGCAUCCUUCAAGACUGUGCACAAUGUUAUUGGAUAUCUCAAAGGCAAAACCAAUCCAGAUCGAUAUGUACUGGUUGGCAGUCGUCAUGGCAGCUGGUACGAGGGCGCGUUGGCGGACUGGGGGAAAGGCUCUGCAGUCAUGACUCAGAUCAUCGCCUCCAUGACGGCUCAAACCCGUGCGGGCUGGCAGCCCGACCGCACCAUCGUCUUCUGCUCCUGGGGGGGAACCUCACUUGGCAACAUCGGCUCCUUUGAGUGGGGGAAGGAGAAUGCAGUGGUUCUUCAGAGCAGGGCAGUGGCUUAUGUCAGCCUGCACAGUCCCGUCAGAGCCCCUGGAUCCCUGCAGGCCAUAAUGUCACCUUCCCUUCAGCAACUGGCAACUGAAACCCAAAAGAGACAUUUGAUGAGCUGCAGCAGAGGAGGUGGUUGUCCUGGUCCGAAUGUCAGCUCACUGCAGACACCUGGAGAUUUGAUCUUUUUCUCCAGUCAACUUGCUGUCCCCACAGUGGAGUUCACAUACUCAGAGUUCCCUAAAACAGAGAGAGCGUUUUUUCUCUCUGAGGCCUUUUUCCCUCCUGAGUCUUCAUUAAGAGAGACCUUGGAUCCAGCCUUCAAACUCCAUGAGACUAUUGCCAAGAUCACAGCCGAGGCCAUCCUGCGACUCGCUACAGAUCCCGUUCUUCCAUUUUACCCUUUGGAUAUUGCUCUCGAUGUUCAGAACAAACUCAAAGAUGACCCACUGAGCCAGCCGGACCUGCUGAACGUGGCUUCAUCUUUGAGAGACAACUCAGCUUUCUUCCAAUCUGAGGUCAUGCGUCCUGCCAAUGACCCCAAAGAGAGAGAUCCCACCCACGUACGCAUGCUCAACGACGUCCUACGAGACCUGGAAAAAAGCUUCCUUAUCCCAAACCAGCCUCUCGGCUUUAACAGGAACAUUCUCUAUUGCUUGAGCAGACAAACUCCACGCUUCUCUAUCUUGAAGGACGCCCUGGAGGUCCCCUGGCACAACAGCAUCAAGCAGUCCCUGACUCUGGUAUCCAGCGCCAUCAGUUCAGCAGACAAACUCAUACAAAGCGGACUCGACCUGUUUGAGAAUGAAAAUGACAUCCCGCAAUGACAUCUGGAAAGAGACCACCACACCUCACGGCAUCAGAAUAUGACACAAAUCCUGAGAUCUUCUGGUCGCCACAGAGGGUUCAAAGGGAUCUGAAGACACUUUGAGAAAUAGAGGGUAUCAUUAUUAAGUGCACUAUUAACCUUAUAUAGGUCCACUUGAGGAAUUUCUUCAGGCCAAUACUAAGUUAUUGUUUUUGUUCCUCUAAUGAUGUUCAAAAAUGGAUCUAGAAAGAUUAAUGACAAAAGAGUCAGAGAGCUCGCAGGGUCAAGACUUUUUGUUCUGGGGAAAAACACCAGAUUCACUGAUUGAAAAAAGAAAGCUGAAAGGAAGCACCAGCAGCGUGUGCUACUGUGACAGUCUCUCAGGGGUGUUUGUUUCAGAAUCUGUAGAAAAAUAGGAACGGAACAAAAUAUUUGUUCCAGAAAUGUUUGUACUUUUUUUUUUUUUGUACAUGUAAAUCAAUUAAAGUUUAAUUAAUAGAGCUUGAGUCAACAAAACAAGAAUUCAGGGUAAUGAUUGUUCUGAUACAGUGGGGGAAAAAAAUUAUUUGCUCCCCUGCUGAUUUUGUACGUUUGCCCAACAACAACAACAAA